Monopterus albus (swamp eel) is the source of this 673-nucleotide messenger RNA. RefSeq lists its product as uncharacterized. Lineage: Eukaryota; Metazoa; Chordata; Actinopteri; Synbranchiformes; Synbranchidae. The record is from RefSeq and is a predicted model, not a curated record. The coding region runs from base 14 to 673 and encodes 219 amino acids. The transcript has 3 exons.
CAACUCUUUCAGUAUGAGCUCUUCGAGUCCUCCUCUGAAAAAGAAAAGCUACAUGGGGCAGCAUCAGAUCAAAAGGAAAAACAGCUUCCAAGCUCUUAAUAGGCCUCCAGAAGGAGACAGGCUGUUGCAGAAAAUCCAUCAUUUGUCAGACAAAAAUAACAUAUCAGAAAACACCAGCAAAGACAACCUCAUGGGUGGAGGAACCGAGUUCCUGCCAGGAGAAUCCACCUUAGGUCUUGAUGAAGAGAUGCUACAGGUGCUGGAUGCUGUUGACACUGUAAAGCAUGCAGCUAACAACACUUGUCCAACAACAGUAAACAGAGAUGCACAGGAAGAGUCAGCAUCAUCAGCUGCCUUUGCCCCGUCACGGUCUCUUGCUCCAGCUGCACACAAUAAGAGGGAGAGGAACAGACCUCUUCAACCCUCAGACCAAGGAACCCACACAGCCCCCGUGGCUCAGGAGGGAAUGUGUGGGCGUAAUGUUAAUGGUAAGAGACCAGCGGAUUGCAGAGACAUUGUUCUGAAGCUUCUUUUCAGUGAAGACUCAGAGGAAGGAAAGGAGGCUCAGAGGGACCCAGAAAAAGGCCAAUCGCUGGCUGCUUCUCUCUGCAUCAGCAAGCUAUCACGUCAAGGAAUAAAAAACAGUCAGCAGGCAGGCAACUCCACCAUGUGA